AUGGCCGUUCCGCUCUUCAUUUUUGCGGCCACCAUCUGUCGGUUUAUCCGGGAUCCGGCAUGGUGCGACCCCGAUGGCCAAUUAGCAAAGGUCCUCGAGUAUCGGCCAGGAACCCAGCAAUCCGAGAUCGACAAGCUGGAUACGACGUACCGCCCGGUUCUUGACCGAUUGCUCCUCGGUUCCGAGGCAUCCAAGGCAUCCCUGCUUGAGGAGUUCCAGACGGUCGUAGGCGAGAUUGUGCUCUUAGCAGAACCGCUCCCAAUACGCCCUUUAACUCGACUUCUUGGUGUUGAAGAGAACGUUGUGGUUCGCCGGCUGAAGCCACUCCACUCUGUUCUUCGCGUACCUGACUCCCCAGAAUCUCCUGUCAGAAUAUUCCACCUGUCCUUCCGCGACUUCCUUGUCGAUCCAAAAAAGGCCGAUAAACCAGAGAAGUACCCAUUCUGGGUUAACGAACGGAAAACCCACGAACGUCUGGCAGUCCGGUGUCUGGAGCUGCUAUCGGAAGAAGCUGGACUUAAGAAAGACAUCUGCGGUUUACGCCUACCAGGAACAUGCCGGUCUGAGAUCGACCGGAAGAUCAUCGAUACGAACCUACCGCUCGACGUCCAAUAUGCCUGUCGGUAUUGGGUCUACCACUGGAAGGAGAGUCAGCACCUGAUACGGGACGGCGACCUCGUCGACUGUUUUUUAACGCGCCAUCUCCUGCACUGGCUCGAAGCGCUCGGUCUUCUGGGAUGGGUUUCAGAGAGUAUCGGUAUAGUAAAUGACUUGCUGGGCUUACUCGAUCAAGAAGGAAGCGACAAGGUCUCAGCCUUUCUUCUGGAUACUAGGCGGGUCUAUCAUUCCGCCAUCGUAUUUGCGCCAACAAAGAGCGUCGUCCGAAGUACCUUCCAAGAUCAACUUCCCGGCUGGCUGACUCUACUACCAGAAGUUGAGUUAGAUUGGGAUAUGUGUAUCCAAACGCUCGAGGGGCAUAGCCACUCGGUCCAGUCCCUCUGGGACGCUACAACGGGCGCCUGUACAGCAACGCUCAAGGGGCAUACCGUCUCGGUCCAGUCCGUCGCGUUCUCCCACGACUCGAAGACGCUCGCGUCAGCAUCGGGCGAUACGACCAUCAAGCUCUGGGACGCUACGACGGGCACCUGUACGAUUGUCAUGCGCCUCGAGUUUGACAAAACGGGUUCUUCUCUUCUCACAGACAUCGGCACUUUCACACUAAACAACCUGUCUUUGUUGCCAACAGCUUCGACGGCUGCGCCAGCCCUUGAAGUAUCAAAGGUAAUGGCUAGUUCCCUUUUACAACAUAUCAAUCGUUUGGGAGUUGGCCUCAGUGAGGACAAUGCGUGGAUCACCUGGGACUCGUACAAGAUGCUAUGGCUGCCGUCGACAUACCGGCCAGGACGUUCGGAUACAACAGCGUCGACAGCGGCUAUCGGAUGUCCUUCAGGACGAGUGUUGUUUUUUGGGGUUCUCGGUCAGUCAUGA
Dichotomopilus funicola is the source of this 1488-nucleotide messenger RNA. RefSeq names its product vegetative incompatibility protein HET-E-1. Lineage: Eukaryota; Fungi; Ascomycota; Sordariomycetes; Sordariales; Chaetomiaceae. The record is from RefSeq and is a predicted model, not a curated record. The coding region runs from base 1 to 1488 and encodes 495 amino acids. The transcript is spliced from 5 exons. Gene Ontology annotation, molecular function: protein binding.